AUAGUUUUAUUCGCUAUAUAUUGUAACCUGUAGUAUAAUCUUCACCACGAUAUAUCCUAUGUUAUUAUUUCUAGCUUAGUUAAGAGAUAUAGAUAUAUACAUAUGUAAACGGUAUCAGUAAAAUAUGUGUACUCGUUGCAAAUCCUUCACAAUUUACCGAUAACGAGCACAAAGCAAAAAUCGAAUUUCUCGCGCGCUUCAUGGCUAUACCAAAGAAACAAAGCCACAUCAUCGCGUCGGUUGCUGGACGCAGCGCGAUUUUUCAAUUAUGUCCACCUGGUAAACUCUCGAUUCGGGUUAAAAUUCCGAUCUAGACGAAGUUUAGCCAAUGUCUUGAAUAGUACUCGGUUCUUACGAUAAUUAAUACCGAAGAUUAUUGGCAUGAUUGUACGACGGCCCCAGUUGAACACAGAGAUCUUCUGCAUGAUAACGAUGACAUUUUCAGGUAAAAGGUUCAUUUGAAUCGGCUCAACGAGCUCCGCCAUACGAACCUAGUGCGCAGUGAUAGAACGGACAAUGUAGACGGGUGCCGAUGGAGUGACCUUCAAGUGAGCGCACGACACUAAGGCACGAAUAUGGAAGAUUGAGAGUUUUAGGUUCGUGUUUUAAACGGAACAAGUCGGACAUGAUAAGAUAAUGACUCGUAGCUUUCAGUCCGGAUAGGUCAGACGAUGUACAGUUCGGUCUUAGGUCUUUCAAGCUAUGCAGGGUAGCGAUGAAAAAGAACACCAGGGGUCUUCUGCCCAAGAAAAUUUGGACGACAGAGAAGUAUUGAAAAAAGAUGCGAAGUACACGUCGGCCAAUCAUCAAAAUGACACUGUAGAGCCAUCUGGCGCAUUUAAAGGCGAUAAUUUUAAAAGGACAACAACGAAACCGUCUAUAUUUUUCAAGAUCCUUACUGAUGAAGACAUUGACGAACGCGAACGAGAGCGUAAGGAAAAGCGCGAGCGAAUUCUGCGAGAAAUCGUCAGCCUUGAGGCUGCUCGAGUGGCUGAGGAAUGGCGCCGACUCCGUAAGAAAAAGGUCGAGCUAAAGGAGCGACGAAUGCGGGAAGUGAUUUUCAGAGAGCUAAGUGAAAUGUGGAAUAGUGGCCAAGAUAUUCAACAUCCCGAACAAGUGGACCCGCAUAUCCGAGGCGAUAGCGGACAGCUGUCGGAAGAGAGCGCCCUGCGCAAACGACUGUUUUAUGGUUGCUUUCGCGAGUUUGUUAAUAACAAUAAUAGCCUUUUUAACAAUAACAACCUUCUUAGAAACCAUGUUUACGAGCAGAAAUUUGGGUUCCGCAACUAUCACAAACAGCGGUACCAGUCAGCAGAACAGACGCAUAGUAACGUCCAAAUGUCACGCGUUCAUCAUGGACAUAUGCAUGGCUUAGAACGCCGCAGCAGCUGUAGCAACAUCUUUAACAGUAUGACCUGGACCGCCGAAGAGCUAAGAAUCUAUUAUGAGUGUAUGAUCAAGCACAACGUAUGGCCUCUACAUUAUACCGUGCAACACCAAAUGCUUACAUCAAGUCAUCAAAUUCACAGUCAAUCGAUUGAGGAACCGGGUACAUCCAGACGUGGCUUUACAACAAUACCUUUCCACAGGACGUUGAACAACGUCUCAGGAGAAGUCGAUGAACUGCCAGAGCAUUAUGACAGAGCUCAAGCAUGGUCGUCAACGUUUCCGAUUGAAAGGUCGGUGACGAACACUGUAAGGCCGGUUCGUAUGAAGAAGUACUUCAAUCCGAAUUCACGGCGUGGAUUUUCGUCGUCAUCGUCGUCGUCAACGUCGAUGACGGAGUGUACCAGGUUACCGCCGUUAGGUCAUAGUCAUGUUACGCUUAGCGUUCCAUCAAGUAACAACAAGAUGCUAAUUAACAAGAACGUAGCUAAGGCAGGUUUCCAGGAGAAAACCGAGUCAAGAAAGUCUGAGGAGAAGUUUUUUGUUGAUGAACUGCUAAAAGAAAAUGUUGAUCACGAGCCUGUGUGUCCUGUCAUUGGUGAAAAUGAUGACGUUGAUCUAUAUGACGAUUUGUAAUAGGUUGCCGUCUAUGAGGAUCGGCUAUCUUAGAACUCAGUAGCAGUAAAAAAUUUAUGACUAGAGCGCGGGAAAAAAUUUAAACGGGGAGUUUUAAUUUGUGUUAGCUGUGCCAGAUGCCGUUUUGUCGCUGCGGCUUAUAGUGAAUAGCUAGUAUUUACAGAAAUUCAUAUUAGGAGACAAUUUAUAGAUAGAUAUUAUUUCGUGUAGGUAUCGCAGCAUUCACUCGUUCCUUAUUCUUUUAUUCGUUUCUAUUGAAGUUCUAUCGCAGUAAUAUGGUCUUGUACGAACUAACUAUAGGCAAGGGGGGCAUCGCCGUAAGUACGAAAAACCAGUUUAUACGAAAGCGAACACAGGAUCCGUAAGCUUUAAAAUAUACGCCAUGACGAGACAUCUAGCCACUGUAACAUUAAAUAUGGUUACAAAAAAUAAAACCGUCCAACUCUGCGACAAAACAGCCCAUUUAAUUCGAUGUUCGUUGAAUUCGUUUUUGCAAGAAGGCCUACAAACUACAACGAUUCUUAAUGAAUAACGAUCGUAGUACGUAACAAUAAUUUCGCUUUAAUGAAGGGGCGAUCUCGCAGUUCGGAAAACGUUUCUUACAACUGUGACGACCAUAUAUAAUAUCAGGCGUUGUCGGUACGGCAAUUACGUUAUUGUAGCGUCAUCGUCACACCUUCUCGACUCUGACUGAUAAAUUUCUGACUCAAUUUUUCUAUAGUAAUAGGACAGUCAUUAGUGAAGGUUGAAAGCGGCAACAAUUCUAUCAAUUAAAAUAUAUUUUAAAAGAAUCGGCACGCCAAGACAUUGUCACUUGAUCUAUUCCAGACGGGACUUGGCACUAAUACCGCAAUUAUACUAAAUGGUAACUGCUACAAGCAUAAGAAAGGAACAAAGAGGUUUUUCAAUAUUCGCAUGUAGUAGUCUUGUAGCGUAGGCCGAUAGAGGACUCGCGCGAAAAAUUUUAAAAAAAAAGUGGGAAUUCGUUGAAGUUCUCAUGCGCCAACAAUAGAUUACCAGAGAAGAUUAUACUGGAAAUAGAGAAUUAGUCUGUUACCAGGUUUUUGCUAAAUGCAAUUAAAGUUAAGAACUACAUUUAAACGUAUAUCGUAUUCCAUGCAAUCGUGUAUUCCAUGCAAUUACUGCUCGUAGUAAGCUGGAAGCGAUUCGGUAAUUCAAACAUCCUUUUCUGUAAGUAAAGUUCUAUUCAACAAAAAGCUUUUGAUUUAAGAAACUUUUGCGGUCAAUCAAGAUGCAUGUACUUACUAGAUUGUACCCGUGCCAUCCUGAAUACAGGCAGCCGAUUAGCUACCAAUUUUUUGCAUUACUUUUUCGGGUUGUUAUUUUUCAAUUUUGUCAUAUUUGCGCCGCCAGUUAAUAGAACGUAGAUCAACCUGCUCAAGUUAACUGACC
Molecule: messenger RNA, 3435 nt
Organism: Varroa destructor (honeybee mite)
Lineage: Eukaryota; Metazoa; Arthropoda; Arachnida; Mesostigmata; Varroidae
Source: RefSeq, a predicted model, not a curated record